Molecule: messenger RNA, 5780 nt
Organism: Arvicanthis niloticus (Nile rat)
Lineage: Eukaryota; Metazoa; Chordata; Mammalia; Rodentia; Muridae
Gene: Polr1f
Product: RNA polymerase I subunit F
Biological process (GO): transcription elongation by RNA polymerase I; DNA-templated transcription; DNA-templated transcription initiation
Cellular component (GO): RNA polymerase I complex
Source: RefSeq, a predicted model, not a curated record
ACCCCGAAGCAGCCUGACAAGCCGCAUGGCUGCGGGCUCUGCGGAGUCUCAGCGGCCCAAGGCGGCCUCCGAGCGGCCCGUGGCGGGUCAGGCCGGGGUUCUGCCUUGCCUGGAGCUGCCGAGCUACGCCGCGGCGUGUGCGCUGGUGAGCAGCCGCUAUUCCUGCUUGGUGGCCGCCCCGCAUCGCAGGCACAUCGCCCUGUCGCCCCGCUACCUGAGCAGGAAGCGCACGGGCAUCCGCGAGCAGCUGGACGCCGAGCUCCUGCGCUACUCCGAGAGCCUUUUAGGUGUCCCUAUUGCAUAUGAUAACAUCAGAGUUGUGGGUGAACUGGGAGAUAUUUAUGAUGACCAAGGACACAUUCAUCUUAACAUUGAAGCAGAUUUUGUUAUUUUCUGCCCUGAACCAGGGCAAAAGUUAAUGGGUACAGUUAAUAAAGUAUCUUCUACCCAUAUUGGCUGUUUAGUACAUGGAUGUUUUAAUGCCUCUAUCCCUAAACCUGAGCAGAUGUCAUAUGAGGAGUGGCAAACAUUGGAGAUAAAUGUAGGGGAUGAGCUGGAAUUUGAUGUAUUUCGCUUAGAUUCAGAUUCUGCUGGAGUAUUCUGCAUUCGAGGAAAACUAAAUACCACAAGUUUGCAGCUUAAGAACUCUGUAGUUUCUGAAGAUGUAGCAGAAACUGUCAUUGAAGAGGUUGUUGAAAAAACUUCAAAGAGGAAAAAGAAGAAAAACAAAGACACAGAAACAUGUGCAACAGUCGAUAGUGUUACAGAGGUUGCAGAUAUUACAGAUCUCACUCCAAAGGAAGACACAGACCUACCAUGUAGUGAUAAUGUGAAUGACUUCUGUGAGGAGGAGCCAAAGAAGAAGAAAAAGAAGAAGAAAAGGCACCAGGAAGAUCAGGACCCCAUUUUCCAAGCCAGUGACUCCAGUGGCUACCAAAGUGACCAUAAGAAGAAAAAGAAGAAAAGAAAACACAGUGAAGAGGCUCACUUUGAGUCACCUAAGAAAAGACAGUAAUUGUCUUUCUGUUGUUAACAUACUCAGAUGCACGGAUGAAUAGAUGUUUUGAAUGGUAGGAAAUGCUUAUGGAAAGUUCACAAGCAAGUACUUGAUUAGUAAUUGGGUUUUGUACUGAAAUCAUACAACUGACUAUAAAUGUUGGAUAAUACCAGUAUUAUUAAAGUAUUAUUUUAUUACAGUUCAGUGGAGAAUGUUAACAAAUGCUCUCACUCUUGACUCAUGUUGUUAAUGUUCUACAGAAGAUUUUACAUUCUCAACAUCUGCCAAAGAACUUUAUAGUACUUUCAGUUUUUUUUUCUGAUAAUAAAGUUUGUCUUUAGCCAGAACAUUUUUUUAAAAGCCCAAUAGAUUUACCAGGUUUAAAUUUUUCUUAAACAGUAUUUCUAUUUUAUUUAAAAUGUAUAGCUAAAGAAGAUUAUCUAGAACUCUUAUAUACCCUGUGGCUAUCAAGUGUUGAGUGUGUGCUGGGCAGUAAUCUCAUUGUUCCCUCCCAGAGGGUGUGUGCGCAUGUGUUCUUGAAUUCUGAGACUGUAAUAGGAAGGGCUGUUAAUUAUUACUUUGUGUUUCAAUGGUCUUUAUUUCAUUAUAUAUGGAUCAUGAGCAAGAUAAAGAUGGGAUAAAUGUGGUUCUUGCUAGUUGAAAAUCUCCAGUAAGUUUUUAGUGAUUAGGGGUGGCCUACCAGACUUGCUUUGAUUUUAUUGUAUUGCUUUUAUUGAUACAAAUGUGGGAUGUGUUCUGCCUAACCAGAAGGUGGUAAUGAGGAUAAGCUGGCUGAGGCUCAAAUCAAUCCAAGGCCAGACAUUUACAGACACUUAAUAUCUGCGAUCUAUUUUAUUGAGGCCAGAGGAUAUAAAGUCAAUCAGGGUAGUAUAGUUCCUUCCAUCAUGAAGCAACAUGGGAGAAACACUUGUGUGCACACAGCCUAAGUGAGGAAAUAAAAUAAUAAUUGUAGUAAAUACCAUGAAAAAAAAAAAAAAAAAAAAAAAAACAUUGACCACUCUUUAGUUAGUAUCUGGAAAUAUACAGGGGUAGGGUUGACCUUUCCAUGUCAGUCACUAGUGUUGUCACUGACUGGCAGACAUAGUGUGAGCAUCAGUUUAGUGUUUGAUAAGGAGUAAAUUUUGGCAACCACGUUUCUUGGUAUAUAGAACAUAAGGCAUGGCAGCAAUUUAAUAUGUACAGGUAGAUGUAACUGACAGGAAUGGUACAAACCAGCAUCUUUCACUCAGGAUACUUGAAAUUUUUAGGUGGCUUUCAGGUCUCUUUUUGAACUGUGACUAUUCCAAAUUUACAUGGGUUGUCUGUCAGUAUAAAACAUGAAACUUUUAAAUUAAAGAUGUACAAAAAGAUGUACAAAGAAUACUCUGACACAGUUGUCCUUCCCCCCUCUGACCUCAUCCCUCCUGUUCCUGUACCCACCUACUUUCUUCCCUCCAUCCACCCUUGAUGUCUAUUAGAAAACGGGUUACAGAUCGAAACAGAAUUCUUGGCAGGAGUCUCUAAUGGUAGAGAAGCACUGAAAGAAAUGUUCAACAUCUUUAGUCAUCAGUGAAUUGUAAAUCAAAACAGCUCUGAAAUUCCAUUAUAUACCCAUCAAAAUGGCUAAGGUAAACUCAAGCAACAGCUUAUGCUGACGAGGAUGUAGAUCAAGGGGAACAACACUCCAUUGCUGGUGGGAGUCUAAACUCGUACAAACUUGAAGUAAAUUUGGUAGUUUCUCAGAAAACUGGGACUAGCUAUAGACUAGCUAUAGCUCCAGGGCAUCUACCCCCAAAACUUCUACCAUACCACAAAGACAUUUGCUCAACUGUUCAUAGCUGCUUUAUUCCUAAUAGCCACAAACUGAAAGCAACCCAGAUCCUUCAACUGAAGAAUGCAUAAAGAAGAUACCGUUUAUUUACACAAUGGAAUAGCACUCAGCUAUUAAAAACAAUGACAUCAUGAGGUUUGCUGGCAAAGAGACCAUUCUGAGUGAUGUAACCCAAACCCAGAAAGACAAACAUGGUAUGUACUCACUUGUAAGUGAGUUUUAGUCAUAAAGUAAAGGAUAACUGCUCUAAACUGCAGACCCAAAGAAGUAAGUAGUAUGGAGGGCCCGGGGGGAGAUGCUUGAAUCUCAUUGAGAAGGGAAAUAGACAAUUUAACUUUUUUUGCUUAACAUUUUUGCUAUGAUGAUUUUAGCCUGUUUCCAAUUUAUUUUUUUCUCAGUGCUUAAAUAAGAUCGUAGAUGAGGCUCCAUUACCUUACUUUGGACAAUGCUAUUUAAAUGAAUUUGUAAGUUAAAAGGGGUUGUACAGCUUGUUUUGUCAGGAUUCAAUGUAACAUGCCUAGAAAGUGUUUAAUAAAUCCUUCAUAUUUUAGGAGUUGAAUUUAUAAUUAGUAAUUCUAGCCUUCCAUAAACACCAAGAAAACAUGUCAAAUUUAUCUAUUAAUGAAAAAAUAUUAUAUAUUAGCAGAAUAACUAAUUUUCACAUUUUUAUUUUGCCUCAAAUGAUACUCUUGAGUUUUAAAAGGAUUUGCUUGUUUGAAGUGGUGAUCCCUAGGACUUCCCAUCCUCAUCCUCAUGAGUGAAGGUUUUUUUUUUUAUUUGCACACUUCUUAUAUUGCACAAGGGCCUAAGCAGAUAUAACCUAAUCACAGUAGCCUUUUACAAUCAAAUGUGUCUGCACACUGGCAAAAGAAGAAUUGAGAGAAGUAGAUGUGAGACUUCCCUUACUGUAGAUGGAAGGGAUUCUGGAACCCAAGGGUAAAGAGCUAAGAGCUGUCCCUGCCCAGAAGACAGCAGGAAAUGGUUUUACAUCUGCAGAGAACUGAAACCUGAAAGUGGCAAGAAUGACUCACAAAGCAGAACACCUUGUCUCAGGUUCUUAAGUGAAACAUUAGCUAAAUGUUGAUGUGUGUGGGUAGUAAACCUACCUGUGCCUUCAGACUUGAGAAUGUAGACUUCAUUGUGCUUUGUAUGUUCUUGUAUGUGUAUGCAUGUGGAGCUAGGGGUUAGCAUUGGGGUCUUCAGUCUCUCUUGCUUAGUUUCGAAGAUGGUCUUGCUGAGUCUUGAGCUCAGCUAGGCAGUCUGGCCAAUGAGCCCCAGGUAUCUUCCUGUCUCCAUAUAUCCAGUUGCUGGGAUUAUGGGUAUGUGCCACAGCACCCAGCUUUUCUGUCUGUGAGUACUGGGGAUUAGGGGGUUGGUUAGCUGUUACUGUAGGGGAUAAGCCAUCUCUCCAGCCCUACCUUGUUGGUGUUCAGACAAAACAAAUAUUCUAUAAAGUGAUUGUUUAACUUGUUUUUUACAGUCGCACUAAAUUUUUGUCUAUUGUGGCCAUUCAUAGGAAAUUUUUUUCAUGUUUGCCCCGGUUAAAUAUGACUUUAAAAAAAAAAAAGUCCUAAUUGGUUCUUAUAUUACAAAGCUAAUGAUUUCAUAUGUUAACAUGUCUAUGCCAACAUUUGUGGAUUUUCUAGUUUCAAAUCACUGUUAACUUUAUUUGCCAUAUUUUUUUAUUGUUUAUUUACUAACUCCCAUAAUCCUCUCCCUCCCCUUCUUCAUCCCUGGGCUUUGUAAAUUAAAUACUUUUUAAUUUAGUUUCUAGCAUUACUAAUAGAAAUAUUUGAUCAUAAAAUAUUCCAAUUUUUGUUGUAUAUAUCCUCUUGAGUUUCUACAAGGUAUUCAUUGUUUCAAUUAUCUGUGUAUUACUGAAAUCCUACCUUUGAAGUUCUUUACCCAAGGCUUGUUUUAGAACUGUGCAUUUUACUUUCUGUUAUAUUCAGUUGGAUUUGUUUGUUUUAUGUGUUCUAUACUGAUCUAUAACUCAGAUGAGUCUAGAUUUGCCUUUAAUUAGAGGCCUCCCAAGUGGCUCACAGGCUUGUAGCUUUUAAUUGUCCACUUUUAUUUGUAUCAUGUAUUCUACAAUAGUAAGAUACGAUUUCUACUUUAGAAAUUUAGAAAUUGGUUGUUACCAGGACACAUUCCUUAUUUCAAAAGAAAAAGUCUUUAUAUACUUUCAAAAAUGCCUUUUUAAAAAUACACAAAGCUCUGAUUUAAAAAGCAGAUUUUAGGUCUGAAGAGAUUACAAGAUUGGUGAUAGAUUACAAGAAGGUGAUAGAUUAGCUGGGAGUGAUGUAACAAAAACUUCAUCCUGGAAGGAAACACAGACAGCAAGGCAUUUUAUGGUAGAAAUCUUCUGAACUCCAGAGAAUCAACUGCUGUUGUUACAACCCUUUACAUUCCCCUUCUGUCUAAUUACAGCAAAACUAAUUUUAAACUAUUCAAGCUGAUAAGAACUUGAGAUAUCUGGUCUUACUUCUUAUAAUUUGGUAAAGCACAAGCUAGAAAAGAAAGCAUGACAGGUCAAAGAGGUCUAGACACGCUGUCACCUUCUCAACCCAGUGCUUUCAAAAAGAAGACCCAGAGUUUCAUCUUGGAGAUAACGAAGUAAAGCGAUGAGAUGGAGUAAACAGCAAAUAAGUAGGUUUUGACCUAGAUACUUUUUGAAGAGUCAUAGUGGAUUUUUUCUUAAGGUCUUCUAGAAAUCCAUAUGUCUCAUCUAUUCUAUGAUAACGCCCACUACUCAAGUGAUUUGGAGGGGGAGAAUGCUGUCGAUGAUAUUUUAGACUUUAAAGAUUGCAGUGAUGGUUAGGACUAAAGGGUCACAAUUAUAUUAAGCAAAAAAAAAUUAAAAUGUUUUUGUCAUAAGACUCUUGAAAUGUCUUAAUGAGAAGAUAAAAGGUCUACAUGUGAAUUAAUGUAUUUACUCAAUAAAUGUAUGUA